AUGUGCAAACAGCCUAAAACAAUUAUAAACAGUCAUACGGUUCUAGAUAAAGGUUGGAUAUAUAAUUUUUUUAAAGCGUGGCUUGGAAAUGGAUUAAUUACAAGAUCCAGAGAAUUAUGGAGGCCAAGACGAAAGUUAUUAACACCAGCAUUUCACUUUAAAAUUCUAGAAAAUUUUCAUACAGUUAUCAAUAAACAUUGUUUUAUUUUAAUCGAUAAACUAGAGAAAAAAGUACAAGAUCCAUGGGUUAACAUCACUCGCAUGUUAUCCUUAUGCACUCUUGAUAUUAUAGCAGAAACUGCAAUGGGAGUAGAAAUAAAUGCUCAACAGGAUAAAGAAUCUGAAUACGUCGUGGCUAUCAAUAGAAUUGAAAAACUGUUACUACGAAGACUUGCAUAUCCUUGGCUAUGGUCUAACACCAUUUUCAAUUUAACCCCAUCGGGAAGGGAAGUUAAUCGCGUUGUUAACACUCUGCAUAGUUUCACUAGAAAGGUAAUAUCUAAAAGGAAACAAAAAAUGCAAGAAUAUCUAAAAGAUAAAAAAGUCUCUAUCGAUGAAGAUUCUGAAAAUGUAUAUACUCAGAGUAAGAACAGAAAACCAUUCCUCACCCUUCUUCUCCAUCAUCAUUUGAAUAAUGGAGACAUCACUGAAGAAGAUAUCAGAGAAGAAGUGGAUACCUUCAUGUUAGCUGGCCACGAUACUACUUCAGUAGGCAUUUCAUGGACAUUAUACAAUCUCGGACUUUAUCCGGAUAUACAGCAGAAAGUAUACGACGAAGUUGUUAGUGUAUGUGGAAAUGAUAAGAGAACACCAAUUACAUCAGAAGAUAUCAAAGAGAUGAAGUAUUUAGAAUGUGUUAUAAAGGAAACACUUAGAUUGUAUCCAUCAGUUCCAGUAAUUGGAAGAGAAACCAAAGAAGAUUUUAAAUUAAAUGAAACAAUAACUAUACCAGCAAAGUCCUUCGUUUUUCUUCACAUCUAUUUCUUACAUCACGAUCCCGAAUAUUAUCCAAAUCCUGAAGUAUUCGAUCCCGAUCGGUUCCUGCCAGAAAACUGUAAAGGAAGACAUCCUUUCGCCUUUAUCCCCUUUUCGGCAGGGCCAAGAAAUUGCAUAGGUCAAAAAUUUGCAUUGAUGGAAGAGAAGAUUAUUAUAAGCAAUAUUUUACGUCAUUUCAUUGUCAAAUCUGUUGAUUAUCCUGAUAAGAUUCCUUUGUGUCCUGAAAUUGUUCUUCGACCCGCUAAAGACUUAAAACUGCAAUUUAAAGCAAGAUAAAAUGAAAUUUUAAAGAAUAGGAAUCUCUAUUAUUUAAUGGCGUAUAUACUUUUAACUGUAGCACUAGUUAUUGCUAUAACAGCAAUUAUUUCCUAUGUUCGAUGGAAGAAACAAGUAACAAAAGCAAAGAAAGAUGGUUUAAACUUAUUUACACUUGCUCCAAUGUGGUACAUUUUCUGGAAAUUCUUAUUUAGAAAUAGAGAAGUUAACGAUCAAGUUGUUUUAUUUAGCAGAAUAUGUGGAAUGAAUAAGUUGUUUGAGAGGGAGCGAAUCUUCGCUGUUACCUUCAACAGAACGUUUAUUAUUCAUAUUUAUAAAACCGAACAUAUAAAACCAAUUUUAAAUAACAACGAUGUACUUAAUAAAUCAAGAAUGUACGAUUUAAUGCAUCCUUGGAUCGGAAAAGGUCUGCUUACAAGUACCAAAGAAAAAUGGAAACAAAGACGAAAACUUUUAACUCCAGCAUUUCAUUUUAAUAUAUUAGAAACCUUUCAACCCAUCUUUAACGAACAUUCAUUUGUUCUUGUACAAAAAUUAAAUAAAUUAGAACCCAAUUCUUGGAUCGAUAUUGUUCCUCUGAUGUCUCUCUGUACAUUAGACAUAAUUGGAGAGACAGCAAUGGGAGUGAAGUUGAAAUCACAGGAAAAUGAAAGUUCUGAAUACGUUCAAGCAGUGGGAAAAAUGGAGAGUUUGAUUACGGAAAGAACAAUGUAUCCUUGGUAUCGAUUCGAUUUUAUUUACUACUUAAUAUCAGCUGGAAAAGAAUUCAAGAGAUGUGUAAACAUCAUACAUAAUUUCACUAGACAGGUCAUAUCGGAGAGAAAAGAAGAAUUUAUAAAAAUUUUAAAAGAAUUGAAGAAUGAAAGCGAAGAAAAUGUCUUCUUUCAGAAGAAAGAGAAGAAACCAUUUUUAGAUCUUUUACUUUAUCGUCAUUUAGUCCAUGGAGACAUUACUCAAGAGGAUAUCAGAGAAGAAGUGGAUACCUUCAUGUUUGAGGGUCACGAUACUACAGCUAUAGGAAUAAGUUGGGCAUUGUAUAAUCUCGGUUUAUAUCCCGAUAUACAAGAAAAAGCCUAUGAAGAGUUGUACAAGAUUUUUGGAGAUGACAAAGAAAGGCCAAUUACUUGUGAUGAUUUAAGAGAUAUGAAAUAUGUGGAAUGUGUUAUUAAGGAAACAUUAAGACUUUAUCCUCCUGUUCCUGUCAUAGCCCGUUGUCAUUCUGAAGAAUUUAAAAUUGAUGAUAUAACUAUACCCAAAGAUUCGAUAGUGAAUAUAUUUAUACAUUCCCUACAUCGAGAUCCUGAAUUCUAUCCAGACCCUGAAAAAUUUAAUCCUGAACGAUUUUAUGCUGAAAACAACAGAGAAAGAAAUCCCUUUUCAUAUAUUCCAUUUUCUGCAGGAGCACGAAAUUGUAUUGGGCAGAGAUUCGCCCUGAUGGAAGAGAAAGUGGUAGUAGCUAAUAUAUUACGUCAUUUCCGAAUAUAUGCCAAAGAGAAACCUGAUAAAAUGAUCGAAUGUGGCCAAUUAGUACUUAGAUCUGUGAAUGGCAUACAUUUAAAAUUCCAGAAGCGAUAAAAGA
Centruroides sculpturatus (bark scorpion) is the source of this 2851-nucleotide messenger RNA. Its product is annotated as cytochrome P450 82G1-like. The transcript has 22 exons. Lineage: Eukaryota; Metazoa; Arthropoda; Arachnida; Scorpiones; Buthidae. The record is from RefSeq and is a predicted model, not a curated record. Gene Ontology annotation, molecular function: iron ion binding; oxidoreductase activity, acting on paired donors, with incorporation or reduction of molecular oxygen; monooxygenase activity.